AUGCCGUCAUCUCAUGAUCAUUCAAAGAGAUACGGGUCAUCAUCGUCCGUACUUCUUGGUUACAAGUUCAUCAUAGGAGCUUCCAUCCUAGUUCUUGCAGCUAUUAUCUUCGUAUUUCCAUCAGUAAUGGAUUCAGUAGUUUGGAUACGAGAGGCGCAUACUUCAAGUAGUAGAAGUACUACUUGCGACACCGCUUUGAUUUCUGUUGUAACUGCUGUUCCGGCGAAGCUAUUGGAAAACUCCACCAGUACUGUCGUAACGGAAACAAAUCGAAAGGAAAAGAGUUCUAAGAACUCAAGUUUUGUGGAGUGUGAUAUUUUUGAAGGUAAAUGGGUCAAGGUCAAUGAUCUAAAACCUUAUUAUCCUCCUGGUUCCUGUCCUUACUUGAGAAAAGGACCGUUUGCUUGUUACGAAAAUGGAAGACCGGACAAUCAGUUCCUUCAAUGGCAAUGGCAGUGGCAAUCUCAACAAACCAAUGCCGGAUGCAAUAAUAUACCCAAACCUGGCUUCUUUAAUCCAACUGAUUUUCUCAAUAGACUGAGAGAUAAAAAGUUGGUAUUUGUUGGGGAUUCUCUGAACAGAAAUAUGUAUAUGUCAAUGAUAUGUAUGUUAUGGAAUGCCAUUCAAGAUAAGAGCAGAAUCGUUAAGUUCCCCAAGGAUACAGAAUUCAAAAUACGAGGAGAUUUAGCUCGGCGAUACGAGGACUACAACUGUUCCGUAGUUUUUGUUUGGUCUCCAUAUCUGAUUUACGAAGCUAAUCAAACGAGUCGUGGAAGCAAAAUGUUAUUACAUCAAGGACCUCGAACGCUAAGAUUGGAUCUGAUUGACGAGCUUCCAGCAUCGGUGUAUCGUGAUGCUGACAUUGUAGUUUUUGAUUCGUGGCAUUGGUGGAAUGUUGAUAAGACGAAUCACGGAGAAAACAUAUUUCAAGAAGGUGAUUACUUGCACCCAAAAUUGGAGAUAGACGAGGCAUACAAGAAAGCUCUUACCACUUGGAGGAGAUGGAUUGAUAACAGCAUUGAUUCUACCAGGACCCAGAUCGUUUUCAGAGGAUAUUCCAUAUCCCAUUACGUGGAUGGGAAAUGGAACACUGGUGGAAAAUGCAAUAGAGAAACAGAACCGAUCAUGAGUAACGAAACGUACAUAAAUCCAUCACCUUCACGGGAGAAAAUACUUAGAGACGUACUUGGGGAAUUAAAGUCUCCUGUUUUAUAUCUGAAUGUCAGUAAACUUACAUACUACCGGGCUGAUGCACAUCCUUCAGUAUAUGCAAAAAAUUACAGUGUUCAAGAGAGGAUUGUUGCAUUGGAUCAUCAAGAUUGUAGUCAUUGGUGCUUACCAGGUGUACCAGAUACAUGGAAUGAGUUGUUAUAUGCUUCUCUCUUGAAGGCUGCUAAAGGAUCUUUUGGUCGCCAACCUUUUGGGAAUUCUGUAGGAACUAAAUUUCCUUGUAUAGUCCCAUGAUAUGUUCCAUGGUCUCUCUGAACCUACUUUAUGCACAGGGUCGAUGUU
This is a messenger RNA of Papaver somniferum (opium poppy), 1512 nucleotides long. Its product is annotated as protein trichome birefringence-like 2. Bases 1 to 1464 code for a protein of 487 amino acids. The transcript is spliced from 5 exons. Gene Ontology annotation, cellular component: Golgi apparatus. The record is from RefSeq and is a predicted model, not a curated record. Gene Ontology annotation, molecular function: O-acetyltransferase activity. NCBI's taxonomy places the organism in Eukaryota, Viridiplantae, Streptophyta, Magnoliopsida, Ranunculales, Papaveraceae.